Messenger RNA from Paraglomus brasilianum, 990 nucleotides. Lineage: Eukaryota; Fungi; Glomeromycota; Glomeromycetes; Paraglomerales; Paraglomeraceae. The record is from the annotation of a GenBank genome assembly.
AUGCUUAUUCCCCGGCAUACAGUCCAUCCGUUAUUUGAAGCAUACGAAGCGCUAGGGAUCGACUCCAAAACCAGGUUAUCAAAUCUCGACAAGGCUCAGCAGUACGAGGUGCUGCGACGCUGGCCCGGGUUCUGGCCGAACAAUAUAUACACGUCUCUUAGAGAGGCAGCUGCUCAGUAUAAGAACGCUGGCGAAAAGUUUCCAAAAACUGGAUUCAAUACCAGCAAAGAGGAGUUUCUCAUAGUCAACGGUAGAAUGCUCUACAUUUGUCAAUGUUACCGAAUACUUUAUAAUGCAAUCGUCCAAGCCACCGAGAACGAAGAUACCUGUAUUGCCAUGACCGGUACUCCGGGAAUUGGGAAGUCUUGUUUCCUAAUUUACUUCAUCCUCCGGCUGUUGUAUGAGUCCACUGACGACAAACCAAACAUUGUUGUAUUUCAGCCCGCGCCUAAUAAGUAUUACCUUUAUUUCGGCACAGAAUUCGUCCACGUCGGGAGUCUCAACGACUUUGAGCAUGUUUUGGAACUGCCUUAUGUCUGGUACCUGUCAGAUAAUGCCAUAGGCCCCGAGGCAGUACGUGCAAAAACUGUAAUUAUGCUGUCACCAAAGAAGAAAGCUGAUGAAAUAUUGAUCAAAUUUCACGAGUUUUUCAAGAUUCUCACUGUCAGUGGCAAACUCUGCAUGCCGCUAUGGACCCUCAGUGAACUAUCAGCCUGUAGAAAAACAAUCUUUCCAGAUCUGGAUGAAGAUAUAAUGUGUGAGCUCUUUGAUAAGAUCAGAGGCAUACCAAGAAGUUUUUUAUUUGUGCCAUCAAAAGACCCAAAGCAUGCUAUUAAAGCUGGCAUAAGUCGCAUUGAGAGUGCUUUGAGAUCAAUUGAGGACCUGGUCAAAGUCUGCCAGUGCCUUGAUGAAAGCCAUGAGACAAUUCAAUUCAGCAGUCAACUACUGCAUAUGGUUCCUGAUCCAGUAAACUAUCUAUCAGCUAUAUGA